Strongyloides ratti is the source of this 2046-nucleotide messenger RNA. RefSeq names its product Thrombospondin, type 1 repeat-containing protein. The transcript is spliced from 3 exons. Bases 1 to 2046 code for a protein of 681 amino acids. The record is from RefSeq and is a predicted model, not a curated record. NCBI's taxonomy places the organism in Eukaryota, Metazoa, Nematoda, Chromadorea, Rhabditida, Strongyloididae.
AUGCUAGUACAUAAUUUAUUAGCAUUACUACUGUUAUAUGCUAUUUUAGUUAUUGGAGAAGAAAUUAUUGUAUCAAAUACUACAGAAAGACCAGAAUCAUUAAGAACCGGAAAAUUAAAUCAAUUUAAGGGAUACUAUACACCUAAACCAAUACCACAAAAUAUUCAAAGAUUGUAUGCUUCAAUAUGGGCAGGAUGGUCUGCUUGGAGUUUCUGUGUUAAUAAUGCUCAAAUUCGUGUACGAGCAUGUAAUACAGUUCGUGGAUUUAGUUGUUUAGGACCUAAUCAAGAAACUAAAGAAUGUUCAUUAGAUUCUAAAAAAUUACGAGGUUUCAAUGUAAAUGUAAAUGAAAAUAAUGUUAAUUCUGAUUAUGAUGUUAUUGAUCCAUGGGAAGAGGAUCGUAAAGAAGCUAUGAAACAAUUAUAUGCUGAUUAUGAAACUGGAAAUGAUUUAUUUAAAAAUAAAAAAAACACUCUAUAUACAACUAUUAAACCACCCAUUAUGUUAGGAGAAAAAAUUAUUAAUGUUGAGAAACCUAUUGAAAAUAUAAGUAUUAAUUUUUCAAAUAAACAAGAAAUUAAUAAAAAUAUUAAUACUUCCAAAAGAUAUACAACAGAAAUUCCUUCUACAACAUCACCUUCAAAUAUUGUUACUUCUUCAUUUGUAGAAGAUACAUUUACUACUGAUAGAAUAGAAGAUAAAAGGACAACAAUCACUAUUAAUAAAGGUAAAAAAUAUAAUAAUCAAAAACAACCAGAAUUGAAACCACAAGUUGUUUAUCCAAUAAGUGCUUUUCAUCAUUCAUAUCUAGAAAAUAAACCGUCAUAUGUUGUGGAACCAAAGAUACAAAUACCUAACAAAAACAAAGUAAUUAAUAAACCAGAAAGAGUUUUUAGCUUUAAAUCAACACGCCUAUUAUCAUCAACAACAACAACAACAUUACCACCAUCAACUACAACUUUAUAUUCAACAACAAAAAUUAUUGAUGUAAUGGAUGUUAUUGAACCAUUACCAGAAACAACAAAUAUUGAAGAAACUUUUGUAAAAUCUUUAGUUUUUCCAACAAAAAAAAUAGAAACACCUACUAAUAUAAGUCCACAACCAUUAUUAAUAACUGAACCUACAACAAUAAGUAAUAAAUUAUUAAAUAAUAUAUUAACAAUUACCCAACAAACAACAAUUCCUCCAUCAUUUAAACCUAUUUUUAUAAAAGAAGGUGAAGUUAAAGGAUUAGGAAUUAGAAAAUUAAAAAUUCCAAAACUUUCAAUGGUUAAAGGUAAUAAAAUUGAACAUGAUGUUAAUUUAAAUAUAAUAAAUAAACAUGAGGGUGAUGUAGAGGAGGCUCAACGUGAUACAGAAAAUGCUCUCCAAUUUAUGAUACAAAAUAUGGAAAAAGCUGUAAAAAAAGUUAAUAUUAAAAAUCCAAUAAAAAUAAAAUCUAUUCCAGCAAAUGACCAUGAUUUGUUAUUUAAUGAAGAGUACAUGAAAAAAAAUAUUGAGAUUAGAAGAAAACCUGUUUCAACAAAAAUGUCACCUGAUUCAUCUAUUGAUCCAUCUUCUUAUGAUGAUUUAGAUGAAGAAACAAAACAAUUAUUAGAGGGAACUUUGACAGAUGAUACAAAUUUAAGUGAUCCUGAAUCAAUUAAAGAAGAAAUAAAAAAAUUAAAUAGAUUAAUGAAAGAAGUUGAAAGUGAUAUGAUAGAGAAUGAUUUUACUACAACUGAACCUAAAAUUGUUGAUGAUUCUUUAAGACCAUUAAUGUCUAAUAAGGCAAAAUCACUUAAAUUAAUUCCUCAAGAUUCUGGUUUUUUAAGUGACAUAAAAAUUCCAUUACCAGCUGUUAUUACACAAAGUGAAGAUUCUAAAGGACAACCAUUUCAACCACAAUUAGGUGAAACUCGUCAAGCACAAUGGUCUGAUUGGAAAGAAUGGAAUGAAUGUUUUUGUAAUAAACAAGUACGAACUCGUACAUGUAUUUAUGAUAAUGCUUAUCAUACAUCAGGUUGUGUUGGUGAAUCAUAUGAAAAAUUAACUAUUCAUCAAUGA